Messenger RNA from Archocentrus centrarchus (flier cichlid), 3192 nucleotides. It is a transcript of the gene rhogd, whose product is annotated as ras homolog gene family, member Gd. Gene Ontology annotation, molecular function: GTPase activity; GTP binding. NCBI's taxonomy places the organism in Eukaryota, Metazoa, Chordata, Actinopteri, Cichliformes, Cichlidae. Gene Ontology annotation, biological process: small GTPase-mediated signal transduction. Bases 201 to 776 code for a protein of 191 amino acids. The transcript is spliced from 2 exons. The record is from RefSeq and is a predicted model, not a curated record.
AAACCCGCUAGUUCCUUAGCUCGAUGCUAGUUAUGCUAGCUUGAUGCUAGGGGAACGCCUAGUAUUAAAAGCGAACAGCGGUAAAGUGGGGAAAGUGUAAACACCCGAAAAAAAGCUUCCUCUCGGUUUCGAUUCACGCUGCGUCCUCUUUUGGACAACAACUUUUAUAAGGUGCUGCAGCCCCAGUGGUCGUAGGCAGGAUGCAGACCAUAAAGUGCGUGGUGGUGGGUGACGGGGCAGUGGGUAAAACCUGCCUGCUCAUCUCUUAUACAACCAACGCCUUCCCUGAAGAGUACAUUCCCACAGUGUUUGACAACUAUAGCGCUCAGAUGAGUGUGGAUGGCCGCACUGUCAGCCUCAACCUGUGGGACACGGCAGGCCAGGAGGAGUAUGACCGCUUGCGCACUCUCUCCUACCCCCAAACCAAUGUGUUCAUCAUAUGCUUUUCCAUCGGCAGCCCCUCCUCACAUGCCAAUGUUAGGCACAAGUGGCACCCUGAGGUGUCUCACCACUGCCCCAGCGUGCCCAUCCUGCUGGUGGGCACCAAGAAGGACCUAAGAAGUGAUACAGAAACGGUGAAGAAGUUAAAGGAGCAGGCUCUGGCCCCUACAACCCAGCAGCAGGGCAAUGCCCUGGCCAAGCAGAUCGGGGCUGUUAAAUACAUGGAGUGUUCUGCACUGCAGCAGGAUGGUGUCAAGGAGGUGUUUUCUGAAGCUGUGAGGGCAGUGUUGUAUCCAGUCACGAAAAAGAAAAAAGAGAAGUGCGUGCUGUUGUAAUGAAUGGUUCCCAGAUUUGGACUGUGGAGAGGAGAUGGUGGAGAUCCACGGAUGCAAAGGGAAGGCUUGAGGAACAAGGGUCACCAAGUGGCUGUCUCCAUACCACCUCUGGCAGUUUUCAGCUCCUCUGCUACUCCUCUCUUCCUUAUUCAUCUCCGGGAGGAUCUCACUGUGUUGCCAUCAUCACCAAAGUGACCAUGCCUUAAUGAGAGCGACUGACCGUUUCUCCUCUAUUUUUCUUACAUUUUUAACUUUUGAUAUUUACACAUUUCAUUUUUACAUCUGUUCUAGAUUUUUAGCUUCUCUGCUUUGCCUUAUAAAAUACUGAUAAUGGUUGCCACAAGCCAUAGUAACAUCAAGACCAAUGAACCAACCAAACUACCCUGUUUGACUGGAGAGAAGAGAUCUACCAUUGUUCAGGUGGAGAACUAAUGACUACCUCAAAUUCUCACCUAGGUUGCAUCUCAUGAGUCUCAAGCGAGGUUACCAUCAACCUGAUGCUUUGACUUUAACUAUUUAGACAUAAUGAACAGCCAAGUAGAAGGUGAACAAGUUUUAAUUUCAAGCAGCUUGAGUCCAGACAUGGUUUGAUGACUCCUGGGCGAAUGCCAGUAACCCUUAAACCAAAUGCACAGAUUAAAGGUUAAAUUCCCUUGCUACGAUUCCCUUGUGCUCAGUCUGGCGUGUUAGAGCUGUUGGCAAGCUGCCCCUCCAGCCUUUUGCACUGCUCUUUCACUUCUCCACACAGAAGAACCAAUCUGUCUUUGAAAAUAAGUCAGACCCAUUAAAAGCAGCCAACCAUUUGUCCUCUUCAGUAAUAGAGGAGCAAGUGUAAUAAAGACUCUGCCAAAUUAACUGAUGCUGGUACAGGAUUUUUUGAGCUGACACAGUCAGGAAGUCAGGUUAUAGAAAAGCUCUUCUCUGUCUACAUAUUAACUGUUGAGACACUGAGUGCCAUUUAAAACCAUGCCUAAGAAUUUCUUUGAUAGGGAGGGGUCAAAGAGGCUGUAUUUUUUUAUUUUUUUUGUCUAAUUAUCUUGAAUUUACUCUAAAUGAUUAUUAUUUUUCCACAAAUGUUUUUAACCUACAAGUAUGGCCAAAGUUAAAUAUUUUUUUGGUAAUAGUUUAUUUGAUCAGUAAGAUGUGUGUGUUGUAGUUAAUAUUUCAAUUUGAUAAACCUGAACUCCAUAUUUCUUUUCAGUUACGUCUUACAUUGAAGUUCAGCAACUAUGACCAUCACUUAACUGAUUCAGUAUAACGUUUGUUUUAAUUGGCUUACGUUGGCUAUGUACUACUCAUUUGCAACUGUCUCAGUUAGGUUUCAUCACAGAAGAAGCAGCGUCAUAGCUCCCUUUUUAAUCAUGUAACCGAAGAUUGUGUACAACUUAAAGGAGCCUUUUGUUUUGGUUAGGUGCCUUGUCUAAACCAAAGACGAUAGCAGCCUCCUUUGUCAAACCCAAAGGUUCUCAUAGUGCUGCGAGUGCCACGAGACACUUAAGUACAGGUCCCACCCAACUCAGUUUUUGUGAAUUUUCAGAAGCCCUCUGCCUUACUUCCUGCCAGUAACUACACUCAUCUUGCAGAUGUGUUUUGUUUUUUUUUUAAGACACAGGUGCUAAACUGACAUCUUGUGCAGCAAGUCUGUGCAUUUGUAAAACGAAGCCCUCCGGUUCCAUGCGUCUUAACAGAUUGUGGUUCCCUGCACUGCACGGUGGCGUGAGGCACAAGUGCAACUUGCACAUACAGUUAGAAAGGGCUGCGUUGGUGGAACAUGCAUUGUCACAUCUGAAGAUUUUUUUAUAUACUUUUUGUAAAGUAUUUUUUUAAUGACUAGCUGCUCUUUUUUUUUUUUUUUUGUUUUUUUUUUUGUUUGCUUACAGCUGGCAGCAAAUAUAGAAAACCUUUUACUAUAGUUAUAGUUUUCAUUUACACCUUUGAGCGGGUAUAUAAUAAGUCAGCCUAGAUUGUGGCCUGUGUAAAGUCUAGAAUAACUGAAGUACAAACCAAGCAAGAGGUUCUUUUUAUAACAAUGAUGCGGUUUGACAUCUGCCAGAAGAUGUGUGAAUAUUUCCCAGAUAGGUUUGUGGAGGUUUGAAUGUAAGUGCACGAUAUGUUAAAAACUGUCACCUGUGGUGAGCUCAUUUAAAUUUUUUUUUUCUUUUUUCCAUGUCCCAAAUUCACAUAGAUGAUGCUGUUAAAGUGGAACAUACACCUGUGGGCUCUGUGUCUGUGUCCUAGAGCUGUAUGCUACCGUGCGUGUGGUACUACGCUUUUACACUGGGAACUUGAUUUGUAGAAACCUGUAAUUGUUUUAUAAAUAACAAAAGCAUAUUUGUAUAAAUGAACUAACAGUGAAAUGAUUUUAAAUUAUGCCAAAUAAAACAGUGGUUUAAACCAGUUUUUUUUUUCUCUUAAA